AUGAAAGCUGUUGUUGAAAUAAUUCUGGACGAGAGUUCUCUGGAAAAUUUGCCAAGAAUUGCUGGCUACACCUCCUGGAUGAGAAGAGACAGUACAACGCAGGCAGACACAGACAGGCAGACGCGACAGACACAGCCAUACAGCCAGGCAGACAGAGACGUCAGCUCAGGGAAACACAACAUUUCAGACCAGGGAGACACGACAGUACAGACCAGGCAGACACAGGGAGAACAGACCAGGGGACAAGACAUACAGACACAGACAUGGGGACCAGGCCCAAAACAGACAGUACAGACACAGCAGUACAGACCAGGGCAAACACAGACUACAGCGCAGGGAAUACAACUACAGACGCAGGGAAACACAGAAGACAGACGCAGGGAGACACAGAAUAAAGGGGCCGGGAGACCAGACAAUACAGACGAAGGCAACACAGAAGACAACGCAGGAAGACACAACAUACAGACGCAGGGAGCACGACAGACAAAAGGGAGACACGACAGUACAUCGCAACAGACACAGACGGGGCAGACGCAGGCAGACACAACAUUACAGACCGGCAGACACAGAACAGUACAGACGCAGGCAGACACAGACAGUAAAAGAGCCCCGCAGCACAGACAGUACAGACGCAGGGAAAACACAGAUAGUAGAGGGGCAGGCAAACAGACAGAACAGACACAGACAGUGCAGACGCAGGGAACACAGACAGUACAGACUCAAACAAAACAGACAUACAGACACAGACAGUACAGACACAGACAGAAAAGACACAGACAGACGACACAGACAGAACAGACGCAGGGAGACACAGACAGUACAACGCACAAACACAACAGUACAGACGCAGAAAACACAGACGGGGCAACACAGGGAGACACAACAUUCCGACGCAGGGAGACACAACAGUACAGACCAGGAAAACACAGACAGUACAGACGCAGGCAGACACAGACAGUACAGACGCGGGCAGACACAACAUUACAGGCGCAGCAACACAGACAUACAGACACAGACAUGCAGACGCAGGGAGAAAGAAGUAUUAAAUGUGUCUUUACUGACUUGUUUGUAGAAGUGCGGCUAAAUGGUCUAAACAGAUGGCUGACUUCAGUGUUUGAAGCUGAUGACUGUGUCUCAGACAUAACCCCGGCUCAGCCUCAGUGGGACAACCUGAGGCUCACUUGUGCAGCACUUGUUUGUGAAGACAUGAGGAGAGCAGUUCUUGAACGCACCGGCUUUAAAUGUUCUGCUGGAAUAGCUCAUAACAAGAUGCUUGCAAAGUUAUCUUGUGGACUUCACAAACCCAACCAGCAAACAGUAUUGCCUCAGUUUGGUGUGGGGCAGCUGUGGGAGACCACUAAGGUGGGCAGUGUUCGCAACCUUGGUGGAAAGCUGGGAGAUUCUUUGACUGAAGAGCUUUGUUGCACCACCAUGGCUGAUCUUGGCAGACUUUCCCUCCAGCAGUUGAAGGGAAGAUAUGAUGACAAGACAUCGUUGUGGCUUCAUAAUCUUGGCCAAGGAAUUGACACUGAACCUGUUACUUCACGUCAGCUUCCCAAAAGUAUUGGUUGUGGAAAAAAUUUCCAGGGAAGAGAAGUACUAAAUACCAGGGAAAAGGUAAGAAUGCAACAGGUUCUGUGGUUUAACUUCUCUGUUCUAUGUGCAGGUUAUGUAUUCUUCCAGUCACAUUAUUGUGCAUUUAUGUUCUUUUUCAUUUUAAUUAUUGAAGAUUAUAGCCUCUUGUUUAAUUUCAGGAUGCCAGCCAUCAAGAACAUAAGUCUUUCUGCUGGAAGGUUUGAGGACUGGGAAGGAGCAUGUUCAGGAAAUAUUCAGGAUAUGUUUAAAAAGGUAACUUUGAAUAAAUCAUUAGCAUCCAGGAGAGAAAAAAUACAUUGUAACCCUUGUAAGGAGGAAACAUUUGUAGGUGAGAUAUCAGGCACUAGUAAGCCUCCACCCAUAGUGCAGUCCAGUACAAUAUCAGCUGAGAGCCUUAGUGGGAACUGUAAACCAAAUGAAGAAUUCAUCACACAAGUGCAAGAUAAUGUUGUAAAAGAGAGGUCAUCCAUCAUUUCAUGUAGCCUCAACCUUCAUCAGAAGUCUGGUGCUAAUGUAACUAGUUCUGAAUCUCUCUAUGAAGAGACCAAAAAUAUACAUAAAAUAUCGAGCAAUUCAUUCUUUAAAAAUUUCCUUUUGAAAAAACAGAAAAUUGAAAAUGCCUGUACAAAUUUGAUUAAAGAAGACAAAAAAGAUCAUGCUUCAUUUGAAACACUUGAAGAGUGUAAUAAUACAGAGGAAGAAGAAGAAGCAGCAUGCAGCAUUAAUAGUACUGAGAGUCAAGAUGAUAGAUGUAAUAAAAGCAAUCUCGAUCUACUUGUUAGUUUUAUUGAUGAAAUGCAAAGCAACAGUAACGAUAAAGUUAUUGAAAACAAGGUGGCAGAGGUUGUGGGAACAGAUGUAUGCCACAGUAUCAAUACACAAGAAACUGCAGUUUGUGUAAGUCCAGAUCUUUUUAGCUCAGAAAAGACUGAUGACCUGCUUGAGGAAGUACAACCCAGAGAUUGUCUUAGAAACAGUGGUGGUGCAAAAAUAAUCAGUUGUACAAAGAAAGCAACAUUGAUACCAUCCUCACAAGUUGUUGCUGCUGAAACUGAGAGAAAGUUGAGCAUUAAUACAAAUUAUACUUUAACGAGUUCACUCUCCCCAAACAUAAAUUCACCUGGUCAGGAAUUACAACAGCACAUGCAGGAGACAAAGAAUUGCAGUGAUGUACAGAACUCCACAAUUUCUGUAAAGGAACUCAUUCCAGAUUUGGACAGUUUUGAUGAUUCAUUAUUGCCUUUACUACCUAAGGACUUGAGACUUGAGGUAGAAAAGGAACUUACACUUCACAAAGCUAAGAGUAAGAAAAUGUUUGUUAAAAAGUCUGGAAUUUUAAAGUAUUUUAGUGAGAGUCCUUCAAAAUGCACUACAGAUGUUAAAAUGAAUGAAUACAGUGAGCCUGAAAAUCGUCACCGUAUCACAUCGUAUGGUGCUGCUAGUUCGAGCAUAACUGACUGUCUCAGUAACCACAAAAAUGAUGUUGGAACCAAGGAGAAGUGCAAGACAGACAAUUUAGUGAUCUCAGAAAUUGAUGUCAAAAAUAUGGUUGAGUGUGAAGAAUGUGGCUGUCAUAUAUCUACAUUUGAACUUGCAGAACACUUUGAUUACCAUGUGGCACUGAAGUUGCAAACUGAUAUGCAACAAGAGAACACGGUAGGCUCAGAUAAAGCGCCAAACAAAGCUGUUAUGAAAAUAAAGAGAGGUAAAGGCAAGAAAAGAGGAAGAACUAGUAAGGGAGAAACAUAUUUGGAAAACAAAAAGAUGAAAACAAUUGAUCUAUUUUUCAGGAGAUGACAAAUAACUUAAGGGUUUAUUAGUUACUGUCUGGAUUUUGCUGAAAGUUACCUAGAAGUACCACACCUAUCUUAAAAAAAAAAAAAAAAAAAAAAGUCUGAUGAGUGGGUUUUAUUUUUUUGUACAAAUUGAUCUAUAUUUAAAGCUUCUGUAUAUUUCUGACAUGAAACUAAAAGUUUAUGCAACCAUAUUUCCAAAAGUCUGUGGAUAUUUUGUCCAUCUGGUGAAUUAUGCCGGAGAACCAUUUGAUAUAUUGCUAGAAAAGUGUAAAUGUAAUUUCUAUAAGUUUAUCAUUCAUUUUUAUUAUGCAUCUUGCCAUCUUUUUAUAAGAAAUUUUUUUUUUACUAUAUGUUUCUCAGAAAGGCAAGGUGGCCUCUUAAAAAAAAAAAAUCACCAUCACUCAUUCCUUGAUUGCCUCUCUAAACAUGCAUGAGUAUUGUACAUGUAAUUCAAAUCUACUAGCUGUAAGAUCCUUUCUGUCUUUCAGAGUGUAGGCACUGUACUUUCCACCUUCACAAUUCAUCUUGCUAAUAAAUUUCCAUGAAAUUCUUAAUAAUGCUGUACAAAUAAUAAUGUAAUAAUUUGUUUAAAAUGCAGUUUGUUAAACAAUUUAGAGAUAUUACAGUGAGGUUUAUUAGAGAGUGUAUAAAGCAUGUUUUAUUCUGACAAUGUUUUGUUCAUAUCAUUGAGUGAAACACUGUGAUUAAUGGCACCAUCUUCCAGUCAUAACAAUGAGUGAUGGGUCAACAUGUCUAGUUAUAGACAUGUUGACCCAGACUUGAGCCAGAACUUGUCUGCCUAGGAAUUGUGUGACUCUAAUCUUAUUAAACUGUAAGUUAUAAUAAAAUAAUUUCAGAA
Cherax quadricarinatus is the source of this 4251-nucleotide messenger RNA. NCBI's taxonomy places the organism in Eukaryota, Metazoa, Arthropoda, Malacostraca, Decapoda, Parastacidae. The record is from RefSeq and is a predicted model, not a curated record.